AACCUAGUGAGCAGACUACCUAGACUGCAUUUUGGGGCAUUAUAGGCGACAAAAUACUAAACGAUUACUGAACAUUUGCUGAUAUAAUUACCAGAAAUGCUGUCUAUGUAGGAGGCUCUGUAGGAUUUACGACACCUCCAGAGACUCACUGAGUAAAUUUGAUGAAUUCAGCUGAUUAUAACCAAGGCCAUGGAUGAAGAAUUUACUCCAUUAGAUUGCCUUCUGCCUUCAGGAAAACAAAAGAUAUGCUUGAUUAUCCUAAAUCAGCCAUUGGAUGAGAAGUACUUCCAUGUGCUGUGGAGUAAAGCCAAAAUCCGGGCAUGUGCCGAUGGAGGGGCCAAUCACCUUUACGAGCUCAUGGAGGGACAUCGUGAGAGUUUUCUCCCAGACUACAUAAGUGGAGAUUUUGAUUCGAUCCGACCAGAGGUCAAGGAUUUCUACCGAGAAAUGCUGAUUGAAACACCUGACCAGGACCUAACAGACUUCUCAAAGUGUUUGGCCAUUAUGCUGCAGAAGAUCAAAGAACAGAAAUUGCAGGUGGACACAAUAGUUACCCUGGGUGGUCUUUUAGGCCGUUUCGAUCAGAUCAUGGCCUCCGUGGAGACUUUAUUUCAUGCCCAGAAGAUGACCAAUCUGCCCGUGGUUGUCAUACAGGGCAGUUCUCUGGCCUUCCUCCUCCAAGAGAACAAACGGCAUCGGCUAAAUGUGAACACUGGUUUGGAGGGUAAAUGGUGUAGUCUCAUUCCGGUGGGCUGCCCUUGUCUCACCACCACUUCUGGGCUCAAAUGGAACUUGGACAAUCAGGUGUUGGCUUUUGGAGAGCUAGUAAGCACAUCUAACACUUAUGAGGACCACGACCCCAAAGAAGGCAGAAAACCUGUGACAGUCUCAACUGACAAGCCACUUUUAUGGAGUAUGGGUAUUAGAAAACUGUGAACAAAGCACCCAAGCACAAAGCCUUAAAAAGUGCCUUUUUUCAGCAAUAACAGCCUUUUAUUAACAAAGACAAUGAGUAGUGUAACUUUUGAUUUAUUAACACAGCCAAAUAAAAAAUUUAACACGCACAAAAAAAACUAUUUUUACAAAUUUUCGCAUUCGAUUCAUCAUCAAACACAGUUUCUGGCAGGCGAGGGUCUGUAUGGGUUCACAAUGGAGAUGAUUUAG
This is a messenger RNA of Triplophysa dalaica, 1164 nucleotides long. It is a transcript of the gene tpk1, whose product is annotated as thiamin pyrophosphokinase 1. The record is from RefSeq and is a predicted model, not a curated record. NCBI's taxonomy places the organism in Eukaryota, Metazoa, Chordata, Actinopteri, Cypriniformes, Nemacheilidae. Gene Ontology annotation, biological process: thiamine diphosphate biosynthetic process; thiamine metabolic process. The transcript is spliced from 9 exons. Bases 190 to 936 code for a protein of 248 amino acids. Gene Ontology annotation, molecular function: thiamine diphosphokinase activity; ATP binding; thiamine binding.